AUGCGACCUUGUAUACUUCUUUGUAUGAGGAACCGCAAUCUGACACGGUAUACUUCAAACCGCUUGGUCACAGUGGACGUCAUCGCCCAGCACGUCCAAUCAACUUUCCAACAUUUUAUCUGUGUGUGUGUUUUUUUUCUCUCCCCGUCCGUCUGUUUUGUCUUUCUGUCUAUACCUCUGUCGCUGUUUCUCUGUGUGUCUUUCUAUCCGGGCGCAUUUGCCUCUCUCUAUCUGUUUCUUAGUCAUUUUCUCUCUGCCUUUCAGACUAUGUUCGAAUCUCUUUCUAUCUGUAUCACUUUCUGUCUGUGUCUGUAUCUUUUGUCUCUCUGUCUCUCUUUCUGUUUUUGUCUCUCUUUCUGUCUGUUUCCGUCUCUCACUCUGUCUGUCUGUUUUUCUGUCUCUCUCUGUAUGUCUUUCUCUAUAUAUCUGUCGGUGUCUCUCUCUCUCUCUUUCUGUCAGUGUCUGCACCUCUUUCUUUCUGUGUCUCUCUCUCUCAAUAUAUAUCUGCAUAUCUUUCUUUUUACGUCUCUUUUCCCUCUGCGUUUGUCUGUGUCUGUCUGUCUGUCUCUUCCUCUCUUUCUGUCAGUGUCUGCAUCUCUUUCUAUCUGUGUCUGUACCGAUUUCCACAGUUUCUCUCUCUCUCUUUCUCUUUCUCUGUCUCUCUCUCUCUCUCUCUCUCUCUCUCUCUCUCUAUCCGACUCUCCAACAUUUUAUUGUACUUAUUUGAAAAGACACAUCGUUUCCUAUUGA
Molecule: messenger RNA, 750 nt
Organism: Acanthosepion pharaonis
Lineage: Eukaryota; Metazoa; Mollusca; Cephalopoda; Sepiida; Sepiidae
Source: the annotation of a GenBank genome assembly